AUGUCCGCCAAGUCCAUCUCCGAGGCCGACGGCAAGGCCAUCAUCAACUACCACCUCACCAGAGCGCCUGUCAUCAAGCCUACACCGCUGCCCAAGCCCGCCGUCCACAACCCUCCCCCUAAGCUUGCCACCAUCUACUUCCCCGAGGAUGCUUCAGUCGCCUCUGUCCUUGACCAGGCUGAGGCUACCUACCCUUGGUUGCUCGCCAAGGAUGCUCUUUUCGUCGCCAAGCCCGACCAGCUGAUCAAGCGACGAGGCAAGAGCGGUCUUUUGGGCCUCAAGAAGACCUGGCCUGAGGCCCGUCAGUGGGUUGAGGAGCGUGCCGGCAAGCCCGUGCAGGUUGAGACCGUCAAGGGUGUUUUGAGAAACUUCCUCGUUGAGCCUUUCUGCCCUCACGCCCAGGAGACCGAGUACUACAUCAACAUCAACUCAGUACGAGAGGGUGACUGGAUCCUUUUCACUCACGAAGGUGGUGUCGAUGUCGGUGAUGUCGAUGCCAAGGCCCAGAAGCUUCUUAUCCCCGUUGACCUCAAGGAGUACCCUUCAAACGAGGAAAUUGCCAACACUCUCUUGAAGAACGUCCCCAAGGGUGUCCACAAUGUCCUUGUCGACUUCAUCUCCAGACUCUACGCUGUCUACGUUGACUGCCAGUUCACCUACCUCGAGAUCAACCCUCUGGUCGUCAUCCCCAACGCCGAUGCUACCUCCGCUGAUGUUCACUUCCUUGACCUUGCUGCCAAGCUCGACCAGACCGCUGAGUUUGAGUGUGGUGUGAAGUGGGCCGUCGCUCGCAGCCCCGCUAACCUCGGUCUCCCCAUCAUUGCCCCCAAGGACGGCAAGGUUGAGAUUGAUGCUGGCCCGCCAAUGGAGUUCCCCGCUCCCUUUGGCCGUGAGCUUAGCAAGGAGGAGGCUUACAUUGCCGAGCUUGACGCCAAGACUGGUGCUUCGCUCAAGCUCACCAUCAUCAACGGCAGUGGCCGUAUCUGGACUCUUGUCGCUGGUGGUGGUGCCUCCGUCGUCUAUGCCGAUGCCAUUGCCUCUGCUGGCUUCGCCAACGAACUCGCCAACUAUGGUGAAUACUCUGGUGCCCCGACCGAGACCCAGACCUUCCACUACGCCCGUACCGUGCUUGACCUGAUGCUCCGCGCUCCUGAGCACCCCGAGGGCAAGGUCCUCUUCAUUGGUGGUGGUAUUGCCAACUUCACCAACGUCGCUUCCACUUUCAAGGGUGUCAUCCGUGCUCUCCGCGAGUACGCUCCCGCCCUCAACGCUCACAAGGUCCAGAUCUGGGUCCGUCGUGCCGGUCCCAACUACCAGGAGGGUCUCAAGAACAUCAAGGGUGUCGGCCAGGAGCUGCAGCUCGACAUGCACGUCUACGGCCCUGACAUGCACGUCUCUGGUAUCGUCCCUCUUGCUCUGAACCCUGGAAAGGACAUGGGCGAUGUCAAGGAGUUCACUCUGUAA
This is a messenger RNA of Xylona heveae TC161, 1464 nucleotides long. Its product is annotated as glutathione synthetase ATP-binding domain-like protein. Gene Ontology annotation, cellular component: succinate-CoA ligase complex. The record is from RefSeq and is a predicted model, not a curated record. Lineage: Eukaryota; Fungi; Ascomycota; Xylonomycetes; Xylonales; Xylonaceae. The coding region runs from base 1 to 1464 and encodes 487 amino acids. The transcript has 4 exons. Gene Ontology annotation, biological process: succinyl-CoA metabolic process; tricarboxylic acid cycle. Gene Ontology annotation, molecular function: succinate-CoA ligase (ADP-forming) activity.